Molecule: messenger RNA, 1438 nt
Organism: Erythranthe guttata (spotted monkey flower)
Lineage: Eukaryota; Viridiplantae; Streptophyta; Magnoliopsida; Lamiales; Phrymaceae
Product: aspartic proteinase nepenthesin-1
Biological process (GO): proteolysis
Cellular component (GO): extracellular region
Molecular function (GO): aspartic-type endopeptidase activity
Source: RefSeq, a predicted model, not a curated record
CAUAGUGAAAUAUCCAUAGCAAAACACUCUCCUAAAUACACACACACACACACAUGCACAAUGUCUUCAUCUCAUCAUAACAACUUCUCAUUCUCUUCAAUGGCCAUAACCCUAGUUCUUGCCUUCGCAAUCCUCUUCGUUUCUCCAUCCGUAUCCACUUCCCGGACCUUACUCGAUCACCCCGAUGCGAAAACUGGCUUUCAGGUAACCCUAAAACACGUCGAUCACGGCGGGCAACUUCCACCCAAACUAGAGCUCCUACAACGUGCGAUGACGCGAGGAAGAAAGAGGAUCGAGAGGCUCCAUUCGAUGGCCCUAGCCUCAUCUGAUGCCACCAUCGAAGCACCCGUUCAUGCCGAACACGGCGACUUUCAGAUGGACCUGGCUAUCGGAACCCCGCCGGAAAACUACUCCGCCAUACUCGACACCGGAAGUGACUUAAUUUGGACACAAUGCCAGCCUUGCAAGGAUUGCUACCCCCAAUCAACCCCGAUUUUCGAUCCCUCGGAUUCAUUCACCUUCUCCAACGUUUCGUGCGCUAGCGAUGUCUGCAAGGCUCUCCCUGAGCCGUCUUGCAAUGCCAACUCGAAUUGCGAGUAUGAGUACGCUUACGGCGGUGGUGCGUUUACACGAGGCGUUAUGGCGACAGAAACAUUCACGUUCGGCAACGUUUCGGUCCCGGACAUAGCUUUCGGGUGUGGAAAUGACAACGAGGGCUACUUCGACAACGCCGCCGGGAUCGUCGGAAUGGGCCGGGGUGAAUUGUCAUUGGUUUCCCAGCUCAACGAACCCAAAUUCUCGUAUUGCCUACCAUCAUUUGGCUCGACCAAGACUAGCACCCUCUUGAUUGGGUCUCAAGCAAAUUAUCAAAUCAACGAAACAACCCCAAUGAUCAGAAACCCUAAAAUCCCUUCUUUCUACUAUCUUUCACUCGAAGGGAUAACUAUCGGCGACAAACUUUUGCCAAUCGAUCCAUCAAAUUUCGCACUAGGAAAAAAUGGGAGUGGGGGGAUGAUAAUCGACUCGGGCACGACUUUCACUUAUCUCGAGCAUACCGCUUUCGAUAUAGUCAAGAACGAGUUGAUCAAGCAGAUAAAGUUGCCGGUGGUCGAUCUGAGAGAGACCGGCCUCGAUUUGUGCUUUAACAUAACGUCCGUGGGCCCCGAUUUCAAGGUGCCUAAGUUCGUUUUCCAUUUCGAAGGUGCCGAUUUGGAGUUGCCACGCGAGAAUUACAUUAUUGCUGAUUCGAGUGGUACUGUGGCUUGUUUUACUAUGGCAAGUUCACAUGGGAUGUCCUUAUUUGGUAAUGUGCAACAACAGAAUAUUCUAGUGAUCUAUGAUCUUGCUAAAGAGACUAUCUCGUUUGUACCUACUCAGUGUGACAAGUUGUGAAAAUAAUAUUAAUUACAAUUUAAAUAAAAGAAAUUCAUUUCGUUUA